CUCUGGGAACAGACAAUACUAUGUGUAAUCUAGUUCUCUGGGUUAUGUUAAGUGGCAAACGCCUGGCUGGCCUCUCUUCGCCUCUCAGCCUUUGCUUCUUGGAUUUCAAUUCCAAACAUGGUUAUCUAUUCGGGGUUGCUCUUCCUUCCAUGGCAGGGUGCUAUACAUUCCAAAUUAAACACAAGUACCCUCUGCUUCUCCCUUCCCCGCCCCUUUUGCCCUGGCUGCUGCUCUUUCACCGAGUCUAUUUUCAUUUUCUCACACGGCCGGCAAGGAGGAAGCCGCAGGCAACUCUCCCCAGCUCUUUUUCCAAGGAGUUAUCAAACUGAAAGGCGUCGCUUCCUUCGAGAUUGAAUUUCUGGUGCUUUUGCAAGUUGGUGCAGCCGAUUGGUAUGAUACUGGACUCCUGCAAACCACAUUUGGGUCUUCCACUUCGUGGGAAGGGGUUGCUGGGGUUUUUUUGGUGCAAACACAUUAAUAAUUUUGACAAUGUUCCUCUAAGACAUCACUACCGGUACUGUUCAGCUCCAGUUCUAGGAACUGGUUUUACAAGUUCUCCAGUAUAAUUUUUCAAGACAUAUUGGUGCAGAGGUUAGGAGACAAAGAAAAUGAGUUCAAACAGCACCCUCUUGGAUCGGAUUGUUUUCUACCCAAUUUUAUGUGAGGGAUGGAAGCACUCUAUGGAAGGACCAAUGUAUCACCUUGCUGGUUUCUUCCUCCUCCUGGGAUUCAUGGGAGGAAGUGGAACGGUUGGCUCCAUCUUCAUCUUUGCCUUAUUGGCCAUUGGCUUCUUCUGUGAUGUGCUCUGGGGCUGGCUAGAUGCUUGUGGACUAGACAUCUUCACUUGGAACAUGCUCUUAGUUCUGACCUGUUUGCUUCAGUUGGCUCACCUAGUUUACCAACUCCGUCAACACGCCCUCCCUGAAGAAUUCGACAUGCUCUACAAGCAAGUGUGCCAGCCUCUGCAAGUGCCACCUCAGGUCUACAAAGAAAUUGUCAAGUGUUGCGAGGAACAGGUUUUGCCACUGGCCAAAGACCAGACCUAUGCUGUGGAGGGCAAGACGUCAAUUGAUCGUCUGUCAUUCUUGUUGUCUGGCAGGGUUAUAGUAAGCCAGGAUGGACAAUUUCUACAUUAUGUCUUCCCAUAUCAAUUCCUGGAUUCCCCUGAGUGGGAAUCACUGCCCCCUUCUGAAGAGGGAACAUUUCAGGUAACACUGACAGCAGAGACUGACUGUAGCUUCAUCACUUGGCAAAGGAAGGAUCUCUACUUGCUCCUGGCAAAGGACCGCUAUAUUGCCCGCCUCUUCUCAGUUCUCCUCGGCUUUGACAUCUCAGAGAAACUAUAUGCCCUGAAUGAAAAGUUUUUUGCUAAAUUCGGCUUGCGGUUUGACAUCCGCCUUCCCAGCCUCUACCAUGUCCUGGGACCUGCCUCUUCCGACAUGGAGGUGGAGAAAGAACCAGAGGAAAGCGAGGGUCCAGCAGCGCCUUUGGGCCAUUCGCCCACUUUUGUCCAGACAGCUCCUGCGGCCCCUUGCACUGUGUCUCCUCCUGCCCCUCCUGCCCAUCUCAGGAGACCUCGGCCUGACAGUGACCUGUCUGGUGAGGAUUCUACCAGUCUUGUAGUGGAAGAUUUUGCUGAGUUGACAGGGUCCUUUAUGGACUAUUUGAGCGAAGGGGAAUAUAUGAAGUGAGGGCACUUCUAACAUGGGCACACAUCACCCUGUGUAACUUCUGGAAGCCUCCUGAGGAGUAAUCGCCAGGCCUCUGCAGAAAGACGAGCCCCUCUGGCUCCUACGCAGACCCCAGAACUCUAGAGAAAGAGUUUGGACUCUCAAAGACCCGCACGUCACCAUAUGGUCACUCAUGGUUGAUCAUAAUGGUGCUCAUUACUUGUGUGUUGACACGUGUAUUGCAUCAGCACCAGCAUGGCGCACUUGGAAGUGCAUGCAUGAGAAUGAAGUGUGAUGUUGGAACACUUCCCACAGAUUGUUGACCUGCAGUGGCACCAGGCUAUUUCCGAUUGUCUGUGUUCUUGAGCACUUGCCGUAUGGUUCUGCUGUUAGGUGCAUUAAACACCUUGGAAAUGCUAUCUACAGCUAGUGAAUGGAAUUUGCUCUCUGUUGAGGGGCUGUUGAGUAGUCUUCUAUUGCAAAACAUGGUAGGAGGGAAUUAUUCUUUUCUUCAUGUCUUCCAAUCUGGUUGAUGCUGCCUAGCUGGAACCGAAAUUUAAGCGGCGUUGGUUGGAAGGAGGAAGUCAUAACCUACAUACCUGACUGACCUUUCUUUCAGGAGAGUGGCUUUUACCUCAACUGGGGGUACAAACAGAGACGGAGCUAGCUGCUCUAGCACCCGGGGGUGGGGCUAGCCACCCACAGGGAGCAGCAAGUGUCCCAGGGGGCUUCCGCCCACAGCAAGUGUCCCCUGGGGGAGGGGCAGUGAUGUCACACACACACUCCCCAUCAGGGAUGACACCCAGGGUGGGCCGCACACACCAUCCACCCCUUCCUCUGCCAGUGGGUACAAAUUGGUAGUUUGGCACUAGAUGGCUCGGUGUAGAACAGAAUGCAGAUGUGAGCAAAAGGGUGACUCCAGGGCAGUUCAAGAACAUUGAGGAAAACUGUUAGGAUAAAGUUAGAAUUGGAGAGUUAAGCUGCUCUCUAGAUGCUGCAUCCGGAAACAUGAUCUCACAUGGCCAAAGGCCAGGGAUUAUGGCAGCUGUAAACAUAAGAACUGCUCAACUGGAUCAGGCCAAAAGCACAUUUAGUCCAACAUCCUGUUCUCAUGGUGGCUAAACAGAUGCUUAUAGGGGUUCGGAAGCUCACAAACAGGACCUGGGAAUCCCCACUUGUGAUUCCCAGUAAAUGAUAUUCAGGAGGAUGCUGGCUCCAACACUGGAGGCAGAACAUAGCCAUCAUGCCUAGGAGCCAUGGAUAGCUCUAGCCUGCAUGGAUCUGCCUAGUCCUCUUUUAAGGCCAUCCAUGGUGGUAGCCAUUAUUGCAUCUUGUGGGAGCAAAUUUACUAUGCACUGCAUAAAUAAGUAUUUUAUUUUGUCCAACAUCCAGCUUCAUUGGAUGGUGCCAAGGCCAAAUAUUAUGAGUAAGGGGGAAGAACCUCUCUCUAUCCACUUUCCCCACACCAUGCAUAAUGUCCCACUUUACAUGUCUCUAAAUUAAAAAGGCCCCCAAAUUGCAACCUCUCCUCAUAGGGGAGUUGCUCCAGCCCCUCGAUCAUUUUGGUUACCCUUGUUUGAACCUUUUCCCAGAUCUAUAUCCUUUUCCAGGUGAGACAACCAUAACUAGACACAGUAUUCCAGGUGCGAUUACAUCAUAUAUUUUUAUAAUGGCAUUAUGAUAUUGGCAAUUUUAUUUCAAUGACUGCGUCACAGAAUUCGCCUUGUUUCACAGCUACCACACAAUGACACCACAUUUUUGUUGACUAUCUAUCACAACCCCUAAUAUUUCUUUCCUUGCCAAUUUAGGCACCCUAAAUGCAGUGCUUCUCCCCCUGAUGGUAUGCCACAGUACAGAAUAUAUAAUAUAUAAUUAUAAACCACACAAUCCUCUUCCUCUUGUUAUGUUUUAAAUCAUGUAGUUGUAUUCAGUGCUGUUUUUCUGAGGCUACUCGAGGGUACGCAGU
Messenger RNA from Zootoca vivipara (common lizard), 3636 nucleotides. RefSeq names its product popeye domain cAMP effector 2 (gene POPDC2). The record is from RefSeq and is a predicted model, not a curated record. Gene Ontology annotation, molecular function: cAMP binding. Gene Ontology annotation, biological process: regulation of membrane potential; skeletal muscle tissue development; heart development. Gene Ontology annotation, cellular component: sarcolemma. NCBI's taxonomy places the organism in Eukaryota, Metazoa, Chordata, Lepidosauria, Squamata, Lacertidae.